AUGUAUGACAGUUUGACAGUAAAAAUGUUCCAGAUGAAAUCAGAUAAGCUUCCGAUUAUCAAUUCAGCAUGGGACAUACUAAGCGGAGGCGGUUCAGCAUUGGAUGCGAUUGAGGAGGGUGCUACCGUGUGUGAAGUACUGCAGUGUUCCGGAACAGUUGGCUUUGGUGGAAAGUCUGAUGAAGAUGGUGAGACCACACUUGAUGCGCUCAUCAUGGAUGGGAGAACUAUGAAUGUUGGUGCAGUUGGUGCUCUACGAAGAGUCAAAGGUGCGAUGUCAGUUGCCCGGCACAUUCUAGAUUAUACCAAGCAUUCAAUUCUCGUUGGUGAUCAGGCUACUCAGUUUGCUUUGAAAAUGGGGUUCAAAGAAGAAUCCCUUAUUACCCCUAACUCUAAUGAAUUAUGGGUAGAAUGGAACGAUGAAUACCACUGUCAACCAAAUUUCUGGACGAAUGUGGAACCAAAUCCAGAGGAAUAUUGUGGACCGUAUAAGAAAUUAGAUACACUAGGUAAACAGAGAACUCCUCAGAAGAGAAAUGUGGGAAUAGAUAAAUUCAACCACGAUACUAUUGCUAUGGUGGCUGUUGACAAAAAUGGAGAUGUAGCAGCGGGUACUUCUACUAAUGGCGUGAAAUUUAAGAUUCCGGGGAGGAUUGGUGAUUCUCCAAUAGCUGGUUCUGGUGCGUAUGCUGAUAAUACCGUCGGCGGAGCUGCAGCCACUGGUGAUGGAGAUGUCAUGCUGAGAUUCAAUCCCAGUUUUCUAGCAGUGGAGGAGAUGCGACGAGGUGCUUCACCGAACGCAGCGGCCCGAACUGCGAUUGAUAGGAUUGCAUCGUAUUACCCAAGUUUCUCAGGUGCCGUUAUUGCAUUAACCAAGGAUGGAGAGUACGGUGUAGCAUGCCAUGGACUAGAAACAUUUCCAUUUGUUGUCCAAGACAGUACUCGUGAGACGUGCGAGCCUGUUUCUAUUAAUUGUUCGUGAUGGAACCUUGGCAUUAUAAGUAA
Messenger RNA from Achroia grisella, 1004 nucleotides. RefSeq names its product N(4)-(Beta-N-acetylglucosaminyl)-L-asparaginase-like. Gene Ontology annotation, molecular function: N4-(beta-N-acetylglucosaminyl)-L-asparaginase activity. Gene Ontology annotation, cellular component: lysosome. The record is from RefSeq and is a predicted model, not a curated record. Bases 1 to 981 code for a protein of 326 amino acids. The transcript is spliced from 6 exons. Gene Ontology annotation, biological process: protein deglycosylation. NCBI's taxonomy places the organism in Eukaryota, Metazoa, Arthropoda, Insecta, Lepidoptera, Pyralidae.